CAUCGUAAGGAAGCAAAAAACCACAUUUCCCUCGGUGGAACCAGAUAAAGCUUCCGAUCAAGGAUCUGGGAAAGCAGAAGUCAGACGAGAAGAUUAACGUUAACAGUUGUUUUAAUGUUGAAAAUACAUCGUUUUGAAGACUGCUGAGCAUCGCAGUGAACCUCUGACCAGCUGUCCUCCCUGACCCUGUCCACAACCAUGGCGAUCCUGUUUGCAGUGGUUGCCCGCGGCAGCACCAUCCUGGCGAAGCAUGCGUGGUGUGGCGGUAAUUUCCUGGAGGUGACAGAACAGAUCCUAGCUAAGAUACCAUCCGAGAACAACAAGCUCACCUACAGCCAUGGCAGCUAUCUCUUCCACUACAUCUGCCAUGACAGAAUCAUAUAUCUCUGCAUCACUGACGACGACUAUGAACGGUCACGUGCGUUCAGCUUCCUGGGAGAGGUGAAGAAGCGUUUCCAGACGACCUAUGGUUCCAGAGCUCAGACAGCCCUUCCCUACGCAAUGAACUCAGAGUUCUCCUCCACUCUGAUGGCUCAGAUGAAGCACCAUUCCUCUCCUCCAUCAGAUCGCCUGGCUGAGACUCAGAUGCAGGUUGAUGACCUGAAAGGCAUCAUGGUACGCAACAUCGACUUGGUGGCUCAGAGGGGAGAGAAGUUAGAGUUGCUGAUUGAUAAAACGGAGAACCUGGUCGGCUCAUCUGUGAGUUUUAAGACCACCAGCCGUAACCUGGCCAGAGCCAUGUGUAUGAAGAACCUCAAACUGACUGUCGUUGUAGUGGUGGUGUCACUGGUGGUCCUGUAUGUAGUUGUGUCUGCAGCCUGCGGAGGACUCAGCUGGCCCAACUGCAUCAGGAAAUAAGAGAGGGGGAGGACGAGGAGAGAGGGGGGAAAAUGGGGAGCAAGAGAAGACGACAGCGGACCCACAAAGAAAGAAAUUGCUCUCCUCCCUCUUGACUUCCAGUCAGCGGGGAGGAGAGGUCCUCUAUUGGACAGAAUGGUGACGCAACAAGGCAUCCAGACAGUGGAGAUUUAACAACAUUGUGAUUGUCUUGCUUUCUGUUCCUUAACAAGAGAAUGAGGUGUGUUUAUCUGUCCAAAGACAAGCGAUUGUUGGAAAUGCAGCUUUAAAAUAUUGUGCAAGUGGAAUUCAGUCCACUGUCCAGCUGUCCUCCAUACUGUUCUCCAGUCCAUGGCCCUCUCAUCCAGGGCUCUACAAGCCUAGCAAACAGCUGUUCUCCAGUCCAUGGCCCUCUCAUCCAGGGCUCUACAAGCCUAGAAAACAGACUGAUAAUCUGGAGUAGGGUUUACCAAAUGUUUUUACCCUGGGGCCCCCUUCCAGCAUUGGAGAACAUCCCACGCCUCCCCCGGCAUGCACACCAUGUCUAUUUCUAUUGGUACAGCACUGUUCACACCCCUCUUGUUGCUGGAGAGGACAUGUUGCAGGUUUUUAAGCUUAUUUCCUGCAAUUGUACACAUUUUGUCAUGGGGUGCAAAAUAAAUGUUUCAGUUUUAAAGCAACAUUUUUUUGCAAUUCUAUACAUUUUGCCAUGUCUAAUGUGUAUUGGGCUAAAAAAAACUAUGGACUAAAAAAACUAACUUAAAAGACGUUAGCUGAUCUGAACAUGUCUGACCAGUAUUUAACAUCUCUGUAGGGUCGUUAGCUGAUCUGGACAUGUCUGACCAGUAUUUAACAUCUCUGUAGGGUCGUUAGCUGAUCUGGACAUGUCUGACCAGUAUUUAACAUCUCUGUAGGGUCGUUAGCUGAUCUGGACAUGUCUGACCAGUAUUUAACAUCUCUGUAGGGUCGUUAGCUGAUCUGGACAUGUCUGACCAGUAUUUAACAUCUCUGUAGGGUCGUUAGCUGAUCUGGACAUGUCUGACCAGUAUUUAACAUGUCUGACCAGUAUUUAACAUCUCUGUAGGGUCGUUAGCUGAUCUGAACAUGUCUGACCAGUAUUUAACAUCUCUGUAGGGUCGUUAGCUGAUCUGGACAUGUCUGACCAGUAUUUAACAUCUCUGUAGGGUCGUUAGCUGAUCUGAACAUGUUUGACCAGUAUUUAACAUCUCUGUAGGGUCGUUAGCUGAUCUGAACAUGUCUGACCAGUAUUUAACAUCUCUGUAGGGU
Messenger RNA from Oncorhynchus gorbuscha (pink salmon), 2124 nucleotides. RefSeq names its product synaptobrevin-like 1 (gene vamp7). Gene Ontology annotation, molecular function: SNARE binding; SNAP receptor activity. The transcript is spliced from 8 exons. NCBI's taxonomy places the organism in Eukaryota, Metazoa, Chordata, Actinopteri, Salmoniformes, Salmonidae. Gene Ontology annotation, biological process: vesicle fusion; exocytosis. Gene Ontology annotation, cellular component: SNARE complex; membrane. Bases 199 to 858 code for a protein of 219 amino acids. The record is from RefSeq and is a predicted model, not a curated record.